AGCAUUGCCGAAACUAUAACAAAACAAACACACUUGAAAACUUUAUAAUAACAAAAAUUAGGGUUUAUCAAAACCCUAACACUUCACCGACAUUUAAUUUUGCAGUAAAAUUAGAUAUUAUUGUUUAAUUUGAAGCUGUUUAAUUAAUUGUGGAGAUUAAUAAUGGGGAGUAAGAAAAGAAGCUCAGAAAGUGUUGAAAUUGAGGAUAAUGAUGAUGGUGAAAAAUUAAGUCAGAAUUUGAAGAAGAAAACUAAAAAAGUGAAGAAAAAUGAAGAGGAAAUAAUAGAAAAUAUUAAAAAUAAAAAUGAUAGUGAUAAUGGUGAUAAUCCAAUGGAAAGGAAGAAAAAAAGGAAAGCAUUGGAUAAAGAAAAGAAACAAAAACUUGCGGUUUUGGAUGGGAACGGUGAAGCGAAGCCGAAAUCGGCGAGGUUAGUGCCUGAGUUUAAUAUAGGUGUGUUUAAGGAUUUAGGGGCUGCGGAUGCGUCGGUUAGAGAGGCGGCAGCCGAGAGGUUGGUAACGGAGUUGAAGGCGGUUCAGGAAGCGUAUGAUUUGAUGGAUAAGGAGGAGGUGGAGGAGGAAGUGAAGUUGGAAGCUGAGAAAGAUGAUGGGUUGAAUAAUUGUGCACCGUCGGUGAGGUAUUCUGUUAGACGGCUUAUUCGUGGUGUUUCAUCGUCGAGAGAGUGUGCAAGACAAGGAUUUGCGUUGGGUUUGACUAUGUUAGUUGGUGCCGUUCCGAGUAUUGCAUUGGACUCGCUGAUGAAACUAAUAGUUGAUUUAUUGGAUGUUUUUUCUUCUAUGAAGGGUCAGGAUAUUAAGGAUUGUCUUUUAGGGCGUUUGUUUUCGUAUGGUGCUCUGGUGAGAUCAGGGAGACUAAAUCAAGAAAGUCUUACUGAUAAGAAUCCCGAGCAAAUCAAGGACUUUACUAGCUCUGUUAUAGCGUUAGCCAGCAAGAAGCGAUAUCUUCAGGAGCCGGCUGUCGUGAUUAUUUUGCAACUGAUUGAGAAGUUACCAGUUGAAGUCGUCGUGAAGCAAGUUAUUGAAGCUCCCGGCCUCCAUGAAUGGUUUGAAGGAGCCAUUGAAGCUGGAAAUCCCGAUGCGUUACUUUUAGCUCUUAAGCUACGAGAAAAAGUAGCAUCUGAUAGCAGAUUGUACGGAAACAUCUUACCCAAUCCGUACAGUUCUAGCACGCUAUUUUCUGCUGACCAUCUAUCUACUCUUGCAAAUUGUUUCAAGGAGUCCACAUUUUGUCAGCCUCGAGUCCAUGGUCUAUGGCCAGUUUUGGUGAAUAUCCUUUUACCGGAUAUUGUACCAGAACAUACCGAAUCAGGGUUAAUCUCUGUUAAAAAGCACAAAAAGAAUCGGAAAUCUAGCUCUUUUGAUGAUGAUAUCCAGAAAAACCUGAAAAAUUUCUGGGAUAUUAUUAUAGAGGGAUCCCUUCUUUUGUCAUCUCAUGAUCGGAAGCACUUGGUAUUUGAUAUUAUUCUACUAGUUCUACCAAGACUUCCCGUAUCUUGCAUUGGUAUUGUUUUUUCUUUCAAGAUCAUUCAGUGUCUAGUGGAUAUACUUUCCACAAAGGAUUCUUGGCUGUAUAAAUGUGCAGACCAUUUUCUUAAAGAAUUGGCAAGUUGGAUCAGUGCUGAUGACAGUAGACGGGUGGCGGUUACUAUGGCCCUGCAGAAACACAGCAACGGCAAGUUUGAUUCCAUUACACGGACUAAAACUGUUAAAGAUCUGAUGUCAGGAUUUACCACAGAACCGGGCUGCAUGCUUUUUAUUCACAAUCUUAUGGAUAUGUUUCUUGAUGUGACACCUGCCUCAGAGGAGCCUUCUGACCAAAGUCAAACCACUGAUGAUAAUUCAGAAAUAGGAUCAAUUGAAGAAAAAGGUUUUGUUGAAACACUCGGGACUUCUGACUUUUUGAAAAGUUGGGUGGUGGACUCUAUGCCGAGUGUUUUGAAACACUCAAAGCUCGAUAAUGAAGAAAAGUUCCGUGUCCAAAAAGAAAUAUUGAAGUUUUUAGCUGUUCAGGGUUUAUUCUCUUCGUCUCUUGGGACUGAAGUGACUUCUUUUGAAUUACAAGAGAAGUUUAGAUGGCCAAAAGCUGCCACUUCAAGUUCUCUUUGCAGGGUGUGCAUUGAACAGCUACAAGCAUUGUUGGCAAAUGCCCAAAAAGGAGAGGGGCCUCAUGCGGUGACAAGUGGGCUUGAAGCAAAUGAUCUUGGUUCUUAUUUUAUGCGAUUUCUUAGUAUUUUACGCAACAUUCCUUCAGUAUCGCUCUUUAGGUCAUUGAGUGAUGAAGAUGAAAUGGCAUUCAAGAACUUGCAAGCAAUGGAAGCUCAGCUCUCCAAAGAGGAAAGAAAUUGUGGGAUGAGUGCGAAUGCUAACAGAUUGCAUGCUUUGAGAUACUUGCUCAUCCAAUUGCUGCUUCAACUUCUACUCAGACCAGGGGAAUUCUCUGAAGCUGCAUCUGAAAUGAUAAUAUGCUGCAAGAAGUUUUUCCCAUCACCUGAUCUCCUUGAUUCAGAUGAUGAACCCGCUGCUGAUGAAACACCUAAAUUGAUGGAUGUGUUUGUGGACACACUGCUCUCAUUGCUCCCACAAUCAUCGGCUCCAAUGCGCUCUGCCAUUGAGCAGGUAUUCAAAUACUACAGUGAUGAUGUGACAGAUGAUGGUCUCCAUAGGAUGUUGAAGGUUAUAAAGAAAGAUUUGAAACCAGCAAGACAUCAAGAGUCAGAUAGCGACGAUGAUGAUGACAGUGAUGAUGAUGAUCUUGUAAAUAUCGAAGAAGCGGAGGAUUCUGAUGAAGCGGAAACGGUUGAUAAUACUGGUGCUGAUGAUCUUCUAGAACAGUCAGAAGACUCUGAGGGAGGAAAUGUGGGAAAAGAACCUCGUGAAGAAGAUUCAGAUGAUUCUGAUGGUGGAAUGGAUGAUGAAGCUAUGUUCAGGAUGGAUUCUUAUCUUGCACAGAUAUUUAAAGAAAAACGGAACCAAGCUGGUGGGGAAACUGCUGAUUCUCAGCUUGUUCUUUUUAAACUGCGGGUUCUUUCAUUGCUUGAAAUUUAUCUUCACGAGAAUCAAGGUAAGCCACUAGUGUUGAAAGUAUUCUCGAAUCUUGCACAAGCGUUUGUGAACCCGCAUACUGCAGAAGGUAGUGAGCAGCUUGGUGACCGAAUUUGCAAAAUCAUAGAACAAAAGAUAUUUAAAGCAAAACAAUACCCGAAAGGUGAGUCUGUGCAAUUAUCAAUUCUUGAGCCUCUUUUGGAAAAGAACUUGAAGUGGGCAGCAAAAUCGUUCAAGAAAAAGAAAUCUGCAAUCACCCCUUCAAAGAAGAAACAGUCCGCAUCUAUUCAACGAUAUAGAAAGAUGAUUAAUCUUGCUCAAAACUCAACUUAUUGGAUUCUGAAGAUGAUUGACUGUAGAAGUUUUUCAGAAGCUGAGUUGGAAAGGGUGUUUGAUAUCUUUAAAAGUGCCCUGGUGGGUUAUUUUGAUAGUAAAAACUCUCAAUUGAAACCACAAUUCUUGAAAGAAAUAUUUAGGAGGUGGCCAUGGAUUGGUCAACAUUUCUUUGGGUUUCUUGUGGAGAAAUGUAGUAAUGCGAAGUCUAAGUUCAGGCAAGUUGAAGCACUUGAUUUAGUCUUGGAAACGUUGAAGCCAUUUGUUUCUGUCAACACGGAUGGAACUAAUGCAGGAAAGGAGAUGGUAAGUAGUCAUCUUCCUGAACUGUGUGUUUUGAUCAAAGAGCUAGUGACGAAUGUUCCUGACAAACAAGCUAGAAGGGCCGAAAUGCGCAAGUUUUGUGGUAAAAUAUUUAAUAUUCUAAGCACCUAUAAACUGUCCACUCUGUUUCUUGAAUCUUUGGAAAAAGAUGUUCAAACAGCAUGUGAAACUCAACUUGGUAAAGCUUUUCUUGAUUUGAAGAAGCAAGAAGAUUAAGGUGGCCUUUUUUGGGUUUUUCUUAUCUAGUUGGUGUAGAAAACUUUUGGAAGUGUUCCCUUGAAGAUGCAGCAAACUAUGAAACUACAGCUUCAGAAAAUUUUGCAGGGACACUUUGUUGAAGUGGCAUAUGGCGUGGAUCUUGGGAGUUUUUCCUGUAUUUUAUUCACAAGAAAUGUGUUCUUGGAAUCAUAUAGAAUGAAUGUUUGAACUCGCUUUUUUAUGUUUAUUACCAUAUUCGGUCAAUUUUUGUAUGACUUUUGACAUUGUUUCGAUGUAUGCUAAUGAUCCUUGUAUUAAACAGUAAGUCAGUUAUUCAUUUUAUAAAGAGAGGUUUCUAAGGUUAAA
Molecule: messenger RNA, 4281 nt
Organism: Erigeron canadensis
Lineage: Eukaryota; Viridiplantae; Streptophyta; Magnoliopsida; Asterales; Asteraceae
Product: rDNA transcriptional regulator pol5
Exons: 9
Coding region: 163-3933 (1256 amino acids)
Biological process (GO): regulation of DNA-templated transcription
Cellular component (GO): nucleolus
Molecular function (GO): DNA binding; transcription factor binding
Source: RefSeq, a predicted model, not a curated record